This is a messenger RNA of Strongylocentrotus purpuratus (purple sea urchin), 1658 nucleotides long. RefSeq names its product cytochrome c oxidase assembly protein COX16 homolog, mitochondrial (gene cox16). Lineage: Eukaryota; Metazoa; Echinodermata; Echinoidea; Camarodonta; Strongylocentrotidae. Gene Ontology annotation, cellular component: mitochondrial inner membrane. The transcript has 4 exons. Gene Ontology annotation, biological process: mitochondrial respiratory chain complex IV assembly. The record is from RefSeq and is a predicted model, not a curated record. The coding region runs from base 41 to 415 and encodes 124 amino acids.
GCAGUGCAAUACAGCUAGCAGAGAGACUACUAAAAUCAAAAUGUCAGCGCCCAUGAAAGGAAAAGGAUUCCUUCAACUUGUUCAAGUCAUACAGAAGAACUCGUUUCUUCGUUACGGGCUUCCAAUGCUGGUGUUGAUCGUUGGUGGUGCCUAUGGCUUGAAAGAGUUUCGAACACUCAGAUAUGAAAUAAUCGAUAAGAGGAAGACGGUUGAUCCAGAAACUGAGGCAAGAAUGAAACAACUUCAGAAAGAGAAAAAGAAUUCUGUAACUGAAGAAUUUGAGAAAAUGCGACGGUCUGACUUGGACGCCUGGCACAACAUCCGAGGACCCCGGCCAUGGGAGGAUUCUAAAGAGUUUCAGAUGAUGGCGAGAGAAAAUAUUGAGAAGACCAAACAGAUAUCAAUAAAGAGAUAGCAUGAUCUCAUUUAUAUCAGGAUUUAUGCAUAUUUCAUUCUAAUAAGACUUGUGUGUUCAUCCUGUCAAUGUGUUCAUAAUAUGAACAUCUGCAGUUCUUUUACAGAUUGCACUAAAGUGCAUGUAAUGUGUGUAAGACUUGACUAAAGUAUAAGCAGUAAUAUGUAGUGACUGAAUUCAAAGAUGCUCAUUGAUAUGAAUGCAUAACAGACAGGAAAUAUGAAAGAUUAUGGAUUGAGAAAAAAGUGUCUUCAUAAUUUGAAAUAUUUUUGUCAAGUUUUGUCCAUGAUUGAACAAUCAAAGUUUGGGUAAUUUUAUUGUCAGGUGAUGUUUCUAUGCAGGUUAUUAACAAAUGGUUGUCUGCUCUUGAUUUUGUUCUGAGAUAUUAGAUGUUCACAUUCUUUAAAAGUGAUACAUAGGUACAUACUCAAACCUCGAGUGGCAAUUUGGCAAAGCCAAGUUUUUAUGUUCUUUCAUGACGGUAUACAGAAACUAUUAUACCAGUGCCCUAAAUACAAUUGCAAGAUCAGUUUAAUCACAUCUACUAGUAAGGAAUUGUAUAUGAAGAAAUCAUCCGAAUGGAAAUUGAUUGCCUGUGUGAAAAGAUCAUUUGCAUAGAUUAGAAAGUCAGUUGAACAGGAUUUGUUUUAAGAUUUUUAUAUUAAAUUCCACAAUUUUUUGUUGUUAACUUGCAUAGUUGCAUUACAAUAGAAAUGCAUUAACUUUGUAUAAUAUGUAUUUCUGUAGGUAUUUUGACAUCUAGAGACUAAUGAUACAGAUAAAGAGAUACUUCAAUGUGAAUAAUAGAUACUUAUUUUAAGUAAGUAUGGUAGUUUUAUUUUGUUAGAAAUGUGAUUUUUAUAUUUGACUCUCAUUGUACUGUCUAGGAAUGGAUUGGGCUUUCCCCUGCUCUAAACCUUGAAUCCAGGAACAAUUGUACAUGUAAUUGUGUGUCUCAAAGCUUUGAGAAUUUUUCCUUCAAUUAUGAGUUUGUUAUAUGACAAAUAAAAGAACUGUGAUCAAUGUCCUAAAUCUAACAACAUCAGAAAUUAUGAUAUUUCACUUUCUCAAAAUCUUAAAUUGAUGUUUAUAUUGGCAGUCGGAUUAUAAUUAAAGAUAUGCAAUGAGCUACACUGUUUAUCCAAUGCAGCUCACCCAAUUAAUUUUUCUUAUGGUAUGAUUGCGUCAUCUCUGAAAUAAAUAUAUAUUGAGUCAAAAGCAAAAUACAGAGUUUGAAAACUUU